Messenger RNA from Microtus ochrogaster (prairie vole), 1594 nucleotides. RefSeq names its product transmembrane protein 179 (gene Tmem179). The record is from RefSeq and is a predicted model, not a curated record. Lineage: Eukaryota; Metazoa; Chordata; Mammalia; Rodentia; Cricetidae.
GCAUCCUCCCACGCGGUUCGGGCCAGGCCUGUGCCGUGCCGGUGACUUGCAGCCCCCGGCUCCCGGCGCGGUCGCCUUCCCGGCUCGCGGCCUCUCCGGCCGUGGCACCGCCAUGGCGCUCAACAAUUUUCUCUUCGCGCAGUGCGUCUGCUACUUUUUGGCCUUUCUGUUCAGCUUCGUGGUGGUGGUGCCGCUGUCGGAGAAUGGCCAUGACUUUCGGGGCCGUUGCCUGCUAUUUACCGAGGGUAUGUGGUUGAGCGCCAACCUGACGAUGCAGGGGCGGGAGCGCUUCACCGUGCAGGAGUGGGGCCCGCCAGCCGCUUGCCGCUUCUGCCUGCUUGCCAGCCUCCUGUCGCUGCUGCUGGCCGCUGCGCACGCAUGGCGCACGCUCUUCUUCCUCUGCAAGGGACAUGAGGGGAAGUCCCAUGUGAUCUCUGGGGACAUCAGGUGGUUCCACCUGCUGACAGCUGGAUGUCAUUGGUGUACCUUCUUCUAUGCCUUCCUGAACCUCCUGUUCAGUGCCUUUGUGGUCUUCCUGGUCUUCAUUGCCAGCACCAUCGUCAGUGUGGGCUUCACCAUGUGGUGUGACACCAUCACGGAGAAGGGCACUGUGCCCCACAGCUGUAAGAAGUUCCAGGACAUGGACUUGGAGCUGAACGUGGACAACUCUGCCUUCUACGACCAGUUUGUUAUCGCCCAGUUUGGUCUGUGGGCCUCGUGGUUGGCUUGGCUGGCGAUCACCACCCUGGCGUUCCUGAAGGUUUACCACAACUACCGCCAGGAAGAUCUGCUGGACAGCCUGGUUCAUGAGAAGGAGCUCCUGCUGGCCAGGCCAGCCUCUCGUACCUCCUUCCAGGGGGAGAAGAGUGCUGUCAUCUAGGCUGUGCAAGGGUGGCCCCCUUUCCUGAGGCCUGCACUGAGGGGUGGCUGGGGCCCCACCCAGGUUAGCCAGUGCAGCUCCGCAUGUGUCUCUUGGCCCCACCCACCGUGAGCAGAGCACUUGUGUUCCCAUGGAGAGCCUGACAGUGAUGGCACAGAGACUCGGAGACUUCGGGUUAGGGUGCCUUCUGCUUCUUGUCCUGGCCUUGGUUAGUGUGAUCCCUACUCUGCCUCUGUGUGACCAUUGGCCCAUAUAUGUGCAUGUAUGAUAGCAUGUGUGUAGAUGGGAGUGUGACUGCAGAACAGAGCUGAUGGCGCUGGGUUAGCAGCCUCCUUGUACCACCACAGGCUCCAGCACACCCAAGUCCCUGCCCUUCCCAGAGGGGCCGUCUUUCCAUUCUAUAGCAUCUUCAGCGAAGGUCCCCAGAAGGCACUGCUCCCUGUCCCCCAUAGCAGCUGAUGCAGGAUUCUGAUACAAAUGUGGGGGUCUGGGCUGGGCUCUGUCCUCUGUUCUGUGAGAAUAUCUGGGGCUGCUUGCUGUGGUAGGAGAGUCCCACCCUCUACUCUUGAGGUUUUCUAGGUGGCUUGAUCCUCUGUGUUCCAGGAGCGGGGCCUCCAUAGCAGAAGAGGCCCCGCCAAUCUGGAUUUCAGGGAGUGCAUUCAUGACCCUAGUCUGAAGUUGUGCUCAGAGUUCUUCUUCCAUUUCCAGACAAGG